AGCAUCAGCACCAAUACUGUACCUCUUGGUGCCGCAUUGAACAAAUAGCCUAUUACGGACACGUGCUCCAUAAUGAGCUUCCUUCCUUUUUUUUCUUUUUAAAAUUGAAAUGCCAUCGGGAAACGUUCCCAUGACGUCAGGAAUUACACACGUAGGCAUACGUUAAUACACUUCAGGUCUGGCGCGAUUACGUAGUGAUGCUCAUGUCCGGGAUACAGACGGGACGGGGGCCUCGUGACUGCGGGAGGAAAAAGAGGAGACCGGAUCUAAGAUAAAGCUCCCUCAACAGGGAACACCUUGGCUUUAUGAUUAUUACCCAAAACAGCAUGGCAUUACCGUAGCGAGUUCUGCUCCACAGCCUGCCUCCGCGACUCUGUUUUCGUUUCCCAUUCCUGUAGAUUGUUUCCUUUUUUUCUGUUUUGCUUCAUGAAACGGCUUUUCCGGGCUCAGGUGGGAGCCGAGCGGCUCUCUAGUGGAAACCCGGGGAAGAUACAGUUGGAUGUGAGCUGAACUGGGAUUGUUUGUUUAGUCCUGCUCCGCGCGGAGUUGCCUGAAGGCCGAAGUGUCGGAUGCGGCAGCCGCUCGGCCUGCUGAGGCUCCGGGUACCGCAAUGCCACGGGGAUGUGGAGAGAGAGACGGCAGGGGCGAUGAAACGAGCGGGAUCGGGGGAUAUUGGAGAAUGCAGAUGUACUACGCCAAGAAUAAAUGUUGACACAACAUAAGUGCACCGAGUUCAGAUUUAUCAGCUCUGGGCUUACUGUUGAACAGAUCCUAACCACAUAUAUUUAAAGUAGCAUCUUCCACAAGAUAGCCUGUAUAUGUUUUGAACUGAGUCCAAUAACCGAGUUAGUCUAAGAUCAUGCCCUCUCCAUCGGACUCCAGCAGCGUGGCCUCGAUGUCCGGCUCUCGGGCUCUGUCUGGGAGCCGCAGAGGAAUGUCUGGCAGGACCAGCGCGCGGGUGCUGCUGUACCUGGGCUUGUGUCACCUUGCGCUCGGGGCAAUGGUUCUGGCCUUCAGCUUCACCAGCCUCGCCUUCACCUCAUCACCCCGGGUCAGACAGUCCUGCCCUUUCUGGGCUGGCUUCUUCGUAGUGGCGUCAGGAGUAGUAGGUGUGAUAUCAUGGAGGAGGCCCUUCACUCUUGUAGUGUCGCUGUUCAUGCUGCUCUCUGCAGUGUGUGUGAUUCUCAGUCUGGCUGGCUCCAUGCUCUCAUGUCAGAAUGCACAGAUGGUCAAAUCUUAUGUUGACUGUAAGGUGGAGAAUCGUCUGUGUCUUUGCUGUGAGCCCAAGUCGUGCUCUCUAAAGGAAGAUGAUACUCUAGUGCUCUACCAACAUAAAGACUGCCAUGCUGUGCGCCACCAGCUUAAGGAUCUGCUGUUUAGCGCAUGUGGCCUGAGUAUUUUGUCCACCAUCAUCUGCACUCUGUCCACGGUCACCUGCAGCAUUCAUAUCUUCUCUCUUGACCUGCUGCACCUGCUGGCUCCUCAUCGCUCUCGCUCUGUCAACCCAGAAUGCACUACACCUCAAGAUGCAUUUCUAAGUAACAUGAUGGAUUUCGAGGAGUUUGUUCCACCCAUUCCUCCGCCACCUUACUACCCUCCUGAAUACACUUGCAGCUCUGAGACUGAUGCACAGAGUGUCACAUAUAAUGGAUCAAUGGAAAGUCCAGUGCCUCUCUACCCAACCGACUGCCCUCCUCCUUAUGAGGCAGUGAUGGGUCAAAGGGCUCCUAGCCAGGCCACAGUGUAUGACACCCAAGCUGGUGAACUCUCCGGAGAGAGAGGAACUUCCACAGCUUUUAGUGGUGAAGUGUCAAUGGACAGUGGCUCUCUGUUGAUGUCUGAGAUUGUGGAUAUUCCAGAUGACAGCUCCCCGUCUGAGGACUCCUGCCUCAUGGAGGUUGGCGUUGGUGUUCGGGCCCGAUCGCGGGGGGUCAGCGAGGGAGGGGAGGGGGGAGAGUGUGCCAACUUCCGCUCUUCCCCACAACAUCCUGAAGGAAUGGUGGCAGCUGCUACCGGACGACGCUGUUUCAGAGGCGAGAGGUCCAACUCCUGCUCCUCUCCGAGCACAUACAACACCUCUACCUACAGGUCUCCAGUCCUGCGGCGCCAAGCCCUGUUGGCUAGUAGCUGCUCUCAGUUGGAGUUCUUAACAGGAUCUCAGCAUUCCUCCAUCCCUGAAAUUAGAGUGCGCCCCUGCACCCCCUCCCGACGGGGCUCCUCCUCCGUAUUCAGCAACCCGCCUUCCACAGCCCCAUCAGGUCCAGCUCAGGACCGUCCAGACCUCACAGUACAGGCAAACGCUCCACGGCCAGUUUUCCGUGAGCAGAUUGUGCGGGAUCGAAAAGACAGCGAUGGCUUCUUACCUCUCCUUAGGUCACACAGUGAACCAGGACUAAGCUCUUCCACAGACACAGGGGAUUUCAGUCUCUCAGGAGGCAGUAAAGGAGUCAGUGAGGGGGGGUCGCAGACCUCAUCAGAAACAGGAGUAUUGUCUGGAGCUGGUUUGCUGCCUCGCUCCUCUCUGGCACUUCCUGCUUCCCUGCCCAGAAAGGGUAGCAUAAAGGCUUUGAGUACCCGGUUGCCCAUCAAACAGGUCCCUGCUACAUCGCUGCGUUUGCCCAAAGACUGUGCACGCUCUCUUGGAGACCUCAAGGUCACCCGAGUUUUAGUGCAGCGUUUCCUGCAGAGAUCCAAACGUAACUUAGCCCCUGCUUCUGACCAUACUGCAAACUGUACUCAGGGGCCUAAAAGGAGGACUGGAGGAGAGGGAAAUCUGCCUUUAGAACAGGUGCUUCGUAACUCUAUGGGAGCCAAUAGAGGGCAGCAGCAGCACGUCCACCACCACUGCCGUGGACAUCACCACUCCCAUAGUGACAGUCGCCAUAAUGCCCGUCGCCAUGACGAUGACCCUGUAAGAGCCAGAGGAAUCCACCUGCGCAGCUGCGGAGACCUGAGCUCCACAUCAGUGGUCUCACUGCGCCGGCUUCACCCACCACACGGGUCAUCAGGAGCGCUUUAUUCAGAAUCUGCCCUCUGAAACAGGGCGAGUGAUUCUGAAAUAAAUCCCUGAAGAAAAGUUAACAGGUGGGAAAUAGAUUUGAGAUGAGGAAUUCACAGAAAGCAAAAGCAGAUGUGCUUUUUGAAAUCUCAAAAGUUUUUAGCUGUUCUUGCCAUAGCAAAAAGACUCAACAUUGCAUAACAAUAACAUUUCAGACCCACUGCUGUCUGUGCCAGACAAGAUCCUUCUGUUUUGUGUUUUCUUUCAUUAUAGGGCUUCUUUUUCUCACUGUUUACGUAGAUACGGAAAGAAUGCAGCACCUCUGACACUGCUGCUUAUCUUCACAGCUCAUUACAAAGCACUUAUGAAAAUACAAACAAGCAAAUCCGUAACCAUGAGUGGAGGAGAGGCUUUUUCUUUGAGAAUAAGGGAUAUGAUUGCUUUUUGCAUAGUUGGAGGCAGAGUGCCAGAAUGAAAGGAUUCCCCAAAUACAUUUGACAACAGUGGAGUUAAGUCAUUCAUAAAUUUUUUAUAGAAUUCGCUCGGAAACCCAUCAGGGCCAGGUGACUAAGAGUUUUGCAUUGACAAUAUUGAGGCAUUUAUUUCUUGAACUGAAAAGGGGGCCUCAAGUUCGGCUGCAGUCUCUUUCAGUUGAAGGAAUAGUUAUUUUAUCAAAGAAAGAUGAGAGCAAAUGUGGGUCCUUAGGAGAUUGUGUAUAAUUCUGAGUAGAACAGAUUAAUCUGCUGAUGCUCUGUAUGUUUUUGGCUUAAUUUAUCUUUUAUUUGGGUAAUAGUGCCAUCUGCUGCUUUUUGUCUCAACUGAUGAGCUAAAAUUCGACCCGUCUUCUCACUAUGUUCGUAUAUUCUAUAACGUGUUUUAUUUAAUAAAUUCUCAACAUGUUUGGUGCUUAAAAGAUUAUAUUUAGUUUGAAGUGAUAAUCUUUGUUUAUUUAGGGUGGGUGAUGGUGUAAGGGCUAGUGUAGCAUCUAAUUUAAUUAUAACAUUGGUUAAUUCCUCAAGCCUGACUCUGUUUUUUUCUAAUAUAGGAACUAUAGCAUAUUAUCUCUCCUCUUAGACAUGCUUUCAUAGCUUCUCAGAUUACUGAGAAAGAUGUGUCUGGUGUUUGAUUGAGUUCGAGAAAUAUUUUUAUCUUAGAGGAUAUAAAGUAAGUAAAUGUUUCAUCUAAAGGCAGUAAGGUAUUUAAACGGCAGGGACAAUAUCUGUCAAGUUUGACUGGUAAUGCACAGCGUCAUUAAUAAAGUGCAUGUUCAGAGAUAACAAUAGCAUAAUAACUAAUCAAAGGUAUAAGAUUGUUAUCUAGAAAAAAGUAGUCUAUGCGGGAAUAUGUUUGAUGGACAAAAAAGAAUAGCUUCUUGACACAGGAUUACGAAAUAUCGCCAAAUAUCUGAUAUCCCAUAUGUAUCUAUAAAUGUUUUAAUGGCCUCAGCUGACUUGGAUGAGGGAAUAGUUUUGACAGAACUGAGAUCUAAAGAUGACAUUACACAAUUCAUAUCUCCUCCUAAUACCAAGGGGUGUGUGUCCAAAUUUGCUAGUUUAGAGAAGGUAUUUGUGAAGAAAACACUGUCGUCAUAAUUUGGUGCAUACACAUUAGCUAAGAUGACUGAGAUAUUAUAAAGUUUGCCUAUACUAUAAAUUGCUGUUCCCCUGGAUUUAGAAUUAAAAUUAGAGUGAUAUAAAUGACCCACCCAAUCACAUUUCAACCUAAAUUGAUCUAUCUUAAGCAAACACGUUAACUGAAGAAAAGCAAUCCCUACUUUAUGUUGUUUUAAAUGCAAAAGUACACUUCUUAGCUUAACAGGGUGAUUUAGGGACUUAACAUUCCAGCUAAUAAUAUUAAUGUUGCAGCCUGCUGACCUAUUUAUUUUAUUAAUCAUUUGAAAAUGAUUAAGCAGUAAUCCCUCCUCUCACCUAAUAAAGAAAAAGUACAUCAAGUAAUUUAGAAAAUGUAAAAUUGGUGCAGUUAAACUCACCCUCACAUCAGUCGAAUGAACAGAGUGACUCCCAACACCACUGAGAAAGUUUCCACACAUUUAAGUGUUUGUUUUGGAGAAAUCACAGUGUAGCAGGCACACACAAACCAAACAUCGACAUAGAGCGUAUAAACUUAUUUCACUAUAUUUAACUCAAAGAUAAUGUGGUUGUUUUACAGGGCGACGCAGUGGCGCAGUAGGUAGUGCUGUCGCCUCACAGCAAGAAAGUCGCUGGUUGGCAUUUCUGAGUUUGCAUGUUCUCACUGUAUUCGCGGGGGUUUCCUCUGGGUACUCUGGUUUCCCCCACAGUCUAAAGACAUGCAGUACAGGUGAAUUGGGUAGGCUAAAUUGUCUGUAGUGUGUGAGUGUGAAUGAGUGUGUAUGGAUGUUUCCCAGUGAUGGGUUGCAGCUGGAAGGGCAUCUGCUGCGUAAAACAUGUGCUGGAUAAGUUGGCGGUUCAUUCCGCUGUGGCGACCCCAGAUUAAUAAAAGGACUAAGCUGAAAAGAAUAUGAAUGAAUGAAUGAAUGAAUGAAUGAAUGGUUGUUUUACGCAACAAAAUAAUAAACUAAGAAGGGAGAUAAUUAUGGAUAUUUAAAGAAAAAAAAUUGCUUUCUACAACAUCGUUGCGUCUUCAAAUUCUAAAGUUGUCAUCUACUCACCAUUUCUACAAAAAAAAUUUCAUAAAGUUGAAAUAGAAAGUAAGUAAUAAAUGUCUUUUUGAAGCACGUUGAAUAUCUGUCGUACAAAUUCAGUGUCUGUUUUUAUACAUACGUGCCAACACUCCCAUUUUUCCCGGCCCCCCAGUCUUCAGUUUGCGACAACACUCAUUUCACAAAAACAGAAAGGAAUGUUUUAAAUAAUAAGUAUUAAAUAAUGUUAUAACGUGAACUUCAAAAACAAGACGCUCAAAAUACAGUUAAGUUAAUCAAAUUUAGCGGAGCUCACCCAAAACACAAUCUAUUCCAUACCUGCUCACUAGCACCCCCAGGAGGGGCGUUUUCAUCUUAUUAUCUAAUGUUGGGUUCACCUUACAGGAGUUUUUCAACCCUAACUGAUUAAGAAAUCUUGUUCCAGCACUCACAUAAAGAGAAUCUGCUUGACUUUUCUUCGAGGUUAAUAAGAUUUUCAUUUCAGAGGGAACGCCUCAUGUAAUCCAAUGUUGUAUUUGAAUAAUGCAGAAUAAUGUAAACAAAAUGCAAAUUAACAACAUAAUGUUUCUUGUCACAUUUAAUAAUGAAUUACAUGAAUCAUUCUAAAUAUUUUAAAUUCAAAACAACUGUUGAUUUAUUAACAUUUCAAUUAUACUGCAGUAAAAAGUUGUUUUUAAGACAAUUUAAAGUCAAAAUUUACCUUGAUUAUUUUGCUAUCGCACAUUGUUAUUCUUUAGGUGAACAAUUAAUCCACUGAAAAAAAAAAGUUUAUUUAAAGUUUUUAGAUCUUCUGAAAAGUCUGAGCAGUUGCUUCUGAACAUGGAUUGGCUGUCCUUCUCUGUUGACAUCAGUUUGGUGCCUUUAACCAAACUAUUCUUAACCACGCCACUCUUACCAUUAGUUUUCUAUGAGGUAAUGAUGCGCAAAAAGAAAGCCCCUCCCCCUACUCAAUAUUCAGUUUCAGUUCUUCAGGUUCACGCAGACUUUAGUUGUUAGCUAACAUUCUUAACUAAAAACUAAAGCAUCAUGCUGCAGUUCAUGUUUGAUCAUUUUUAACAUUAAAGCUCCACCUCACCUUUCAUUUGGCCAGUAUAAAACGUUUUACAUAGUCCAACAUUGUUAGUUCAUCUUAUGAAUGUAACAGUUUUUUACCAUUUUGACAUCCUAAAAAAAGAGAACAAAUAUCUAAUAUUGGAUGAUGACGAUUGGGCUAUUUUAAUGACUUGGUCGUUACACAACUUCCACAUGCAAAAUGCAUGACCCCACAGUCUAUUGUGGUUCUAACUCCUUUACCACUAAACUCCUUCACUAACUGACUAUAUUGCGCAGACCAGUUUAAUAACCCAAACAUCAUCUUGCAUAUAUAAUAUAGAUGUUUUUUAACCUCAAAUCGACAAAAAUGCUGAGGUUUAUGCCGCAGUGAUAUAUUUGGAUUCCUUGGCUUUUUUCAUAGAAGUGCAUGGUUUUUCUAAAACAACUAAUUCGAUUGAAAAUGAGAUUUUUUUUGUGUCUGUCUGUCUGUCUGUCUGUCUGUCUGUCUCUCACGAUGGAGUCCAGCUUCCCAGUCUGUAAUAAUACUUUCUUACAGAAUGCCUCUGCAUGCAUUAAGAAGGCUUGUUUUCUCUUUUUGCAAACACACACAGCUACACAAACAUGCUUGUGACAAAGCUAGAUGUCACUAAUGCAAAGACACGUGUGAGGGAAUUGGGGAUUUUGUAAUAAAGAUGAUUCUCUGGCAAUAAACACUUGUACAGUUAUGUGGACCUUGAAAUGUUAAAGGAAACUGGGACCUUGUAUUGGAAGUUACCUGCAAAUCUGAACAAACUGUCAAACUGCAACGUUCAAGAAUGUGAACAAUGUUCUGGAGAGUUCUGCUCAACACACUGGAAAGACAGCCAUGGACUUCUGUUGUGUUCUGGAAAUGCAUGAACAUCUGAAGGAAUCACUGCAGUUGUCAAUUUUUUGAAGUGCUAGUUAAUGGCUUUGAAUCGGUAGCAAUGUUGCUUAAUUCUUUUAAUACAGUUACUGUAUAUGUAAAUAUCAUUGAUGCACGGACCGUUAUAGCUCACACACAUUCUGCAUCUUUUUGAAGCACUGACACCAAGUCUGAACAAGAGCUUGAUAUUCUACCUCUUAUAAUGCAUACACUGACAUGUUAUGGCCCAGUGAAAUAUUUGAAUAAUUUAAAGGAUUUAACGGGCUACUGAUGAAACUGACUGAUGAAAAAAUACUGAUAUUCUGGGAAUAUAACGCCUAAAAAGAACAUUUAAAAGCGGCUCUACUUUAUGAACUUUUAAUGCAAGUUAUGUAAAAUAUGGAGAAAAAAAACAUGAAUAAAAUGUAUACAA
Messenger RNA from Danio aesculapii, 7987 nucleotides. It is a transcript of the gene entrep3, whose product is annotated as family with sequence similarity 189 member B. Lineage: Eukaryota; Metazoa; Chordata; Actinopteri; Cypriniformes; Danionidae. The record is from RefSeq and is a predicted model, not a curated record. Gene Ontology annotation, cellular component: membrane.